GCGCGUGGCUGCACGUGGCCGCACCGGGCGCCCUCGGCGGAGCUGCGUGGCCAUGGAUGUGGGCGCCGACGAGUUCGAGCAGAGCCUCCCUCUGCUGCAGGAGCUCGUCCUGGGCGCGGACUUCGUGGGUCUGGACAUCGAGUUCACGGGCCUUCGUUCUAACCAGUCCCGGCCCCAGCAGAUCAGCCUGUUCGACCUGCCCUCGGAGUGGUAUCUAAAGACCCGUCAGAGUGUUCAGCAAUUCACAAUCUGUCAGAUUGGAUUGUCUGUGUUUUCCAGUAUUGAAGGAGAGUCAAACAAGUAUGUAGCCCAUUCAUGUAACUUCUUUCUCUUCCCCACGACGUUUGGGGUUUUGGAUUCGGAGUUCUCUUUCCAGGCUUCCAGUGUCCAGUUUCUGAAUCAGUAUGGCUUCGACUACAACAAGUUUCUCAAAAACGGGAUCCCAUAUAUGAAUGAAGAACAGGAGAAGAAAAUCAAACACAACAUCCUGACUGGGAACUGGAAAGUUCGCAGUUCUCUGGAUAAAGACCAGAUCAAGGUGGUGAUUGAUGAGGUGACACGGUGGCUGGACCUGGCGGAGGAGGGCGACUGGAUGACUCUCCCUGGUAUUGCUGGCUUCCAGGCCUUUGAGAUCCAGCUGGUGCUGAGGCAGGCCCUCCCCAACAUCUGGACGGUCCUGAGAGACCAGGGGAUCAUAGUGAAAAAAGUGAGCAAACAGCAUCGCUGGUACCUUGAGAACACCUCCUGCGAUCGAGAGAGCUGUUGGAAGGAGAAGAUUCUUCUCUCUGCGAGGGGUUUUUCUGUGUUUUUCCAGAUGCUGGUGAAAGCCCAGAAGCAGCCCUUGGUGGGCCACAACAUGAUGACAGACCUACUGCAUCUGCACGAGAAGUUCUUCCGGCCGCUUCCAGAAAGCUAUGAUCAAUUUAAGCUGAAUAUUCACAACCUAUUUCCUGUUCUCAUUGACACCAAGAAUGUGACAAAGGACAUCUGGAAGGAACUGAAUUUCCCAAGGGUUUCAAAUCUCUCAGAAGUUUAUGAAGUCCUAAACAGUGACUUGAAUCCUACCAAAAAUUCCGGGCCAGUGAUUAUUCACGCAAGCAAGUGCGAAAAAUACGCUGAGACCAAGUACCCCCACGAGGCUGCGUAUGAUGCUUUCCUCUGUGGCUCAGUUCUUCUGAAAGUGGCACAUUUGCUCCUGUGGAGAGUACAUGGAGCUGGCUCCCUGCCUGAGCUGUCCUUCCCUCUGUACCUCGAUGUGCUGGCUCCCUAUGUGAACCAGGUGAAUCUUAUCCGAGCCGGGGUCCCUAAGAUCAACUUUUCUGGUCCAGAUUACCCCAGUAUCCGACCUCCCAUCCUCCUCCUCAGCGUCCGGAGGUGGCCUGGGGUCAGCGAGCAGCAAGUGUAUCGUGAGUUUCAGAAUCUCUGCAAGUUCGAUGUCCGGCGACUGUCACGGAGCCAGUUCCUGCUCUUGACCAAUAAGUUCAAGGACGCUCGGAGCAUCCUGAGGGAGUACCGGGGCCACCCCACCCUGCAGAUCUCCCUCUAUCGGUACUGGAGACACUCCCCUGACAUCAACUGCUUGUUGCAGGUCUGUGGCGUGGUGGCCACCUGGGCCCUCCUCGCUCUCGUCCUCGGAAGACCUGACCCCUGAGCGUGGCCUGCAGCCUCUGUCCCAUCUCCGUGCCUCUCCGGGACAGCCGUCCGCAUGGGGCUCCUGUGGCUUUUGUGUAAAUCGUACCUUUCUCUGCAGACCGAUCUGUGCAGUCCUCAUGAGGAACUUUGUUUUCAAAUGUCAAAUUGUAUAACUAUUAUCAACGAUAAAGAAAUCCUUAGAAGUGGAA
Messenger RNA from Herpailurus yagouaroundi (jaguarundi), 1841 nucleotides. It is a transcript of the gene PNLDC1, whose product is annotated as PARN like ribonuclease domain containing exonuclease 1. Gene Ontology annotation, biological process: nuclear-transcribed mRNA poly(A) tail shortening; siRNA 3'-end processing; priRNA 3'-end processing. The transcript has 19 exons. Lineage: Eukaryota; Metazoa; Chordata; Mammalia; Carnivora; Felidae. The coding region runs from base 53 to 1651 and encodes 532 amino acids. Gene Ontology annotation, cellular component: endoplasmic reticulum; nucleus. The record is from RefSeq and is a predicted model, not a curated record. Gene Ontology annotation, molecular function: RNA binding; 3'-5'-RNA exonuclease activity.